AUGGGUCGUCGUCCGAAUAAGUGCUACCGGUACUGCAAGAACAAGCCGUACCCGAAGUCGCGCUUUUGCCGAGGUGUGCCGGACCCGAAGAUCCGUAUCUUCGAUACCGGUUCCAAGAAGGUCGACGCCCAUGUCUACCCUUGCGCUGUGCACAUGGUAUCAGUUUUUUAUUUUUGUUUUUCUCGCAACUGGUUGAGGCUUAUCUAGUCCCUUAUUGAAUGAAGUCCUUGUUACAAGAUCUUCCUGUAAGACGGAUGUAUUUCGAAAUUUACAAAGACCAGUGCUGACCAGCGUGUGUUUGAAGGAUGACAACCUUAUUCGGACUAGAGUUUUCGAGCUCUAGGGCUGUGAUAUCAGAACAAUGAGUCUGACCUCACUCGCAAGAGCACCAUUCCAUUGACUCGAUCUUAGCAUAUCUAAAUAGGACGUGAUAGUCUAGGACUAGGCCGUUGUGCACUAGAAGACUUUUGUGCUGUACGCUAGUUUUAGAUGUUAGUCCGUUGUAGAUGUUAGUCCAGGAGACGCCGCAGUAGGUAGCGGCUAAAGCAUAGUGCUCUCUCCAGGGAUGACACCCUUAUUCGGGCUAGAGUUUUCGGUUCGAUUGUUGAACAAUAUAGUGUGUAACUUCAGAUAGUGUGUAAAUCCGGAAGAUGUUUCUGGAAUUCUUUCUUGUAACUUGAAGUUAAAAGCAUGUUCUCACUUCUAGGUCUCCGACGAGAAGCAGCAAUUGAGUAUGGAAGCUUUGGAGGCUGCUCGUGUCGCAGUGAACAAGUACAUGGUGGUGAACUGCGGUAAGGACACCUUUCACAUCCGUGUCCGCCCUCAUCCGUUCCACGUGCUUCGUGUGAACAAGAUGCUUUCGUGUGCCGGUGCGGAUCGUCUGCAGACCGGUAUUUUUAGACUUGUUGCUCUCUUCGGACUGAUUAGCGGGUUUUUCAUCCUACAAUUUGCAAACCGUACCUCUUGCUUCAUGAACUUUCUCUCUCUCCUCAAACUUUCUCCUCCAUCGCCAUUUAUCCAAGUAGCCUCUCCUCUCUCACAAUGCCCUCUUUCACACAUCCCCCUCUUUCACAUCGUCAGGUAUGCGUGGCGCGUUCGGUAAGACGUACGGCAAGGCUGCUCGCGUGGACAUUGGGCAGAUUUUGAUUUCGGUGCGCUGCAAGGACGACAAGUGCCACCACGCCAUCGAGGGUCUGCGUCGUGCCAAGUUCAAAUUCCCGGGUCGCCAGAAGAUCCACGUUUCCCACAAGUUCGGUUUCACCAAGUUCCUCCGCGAGGACUACGCCAAGUUCCGCGCGCAGGGCCGCCUGAUCCCGAACGGCGUUGACGUCAAAUGGUUGUCCUCUCGUGGACCCCUCUCCCGAUUCAUCAACAAGGCCUAA
Amoebophrya sp. A25 is the source of this 1382-nucleotide messenger RNA. The record is from the annotation of a GenBank genome assembly. Lineage: Eukaryota; Dinophyceae; Syndiniales; Amoebophryaceae.